Molecule: messenger RNA, 2739 nt
Organism: Eruca vesicaria subsp. sativa (arugula)
Lineage: Eukaryota; Viridiplantae; Streptophyta; Magnoliopsida; Brassicales; Brassicaceae
Source: the annotation of a GenBank genome assembly
GAUCAGUAAAAUUUCAGGUCUCUGCUCUAUGUUCUGUAAAUGGGGAACUGCGUCUCUGUCUCGAUAUCACCUGAUCAAUCAGUGAAAAAGGUAUGUAAAUGGCUAGACGUCAAGGUAGGUUAUGUUCAAAACCUUGAGAAGAAUCUAUCGGCUCUAGAGACAACCAUGGAAGAUCUCAAGGCUAAGCGUGAUGAUUUAUCAAGAAGGGCAACAAGAGAGGAGGAUAGAGGUUUACAAAGGCUUUCUGAAUUCCAGGUAUGGCUUACUAGAGUUGAGACUUAUGAAAAUGAAGUCAACAAUCUUCUUAGUGCUAGAAAUGGUCAACUGCAAAGGCUUUGUCUUCUUGGUUUUUGCUCUAAGAGUUUAAUACUGAGUUAUCGUUAUGGGAAAAGUGUUUCCAUGACGUUAAGGGAGGUUGAGAAACUGAAAAGUAGAGUUUUCGAAGUGAUAGUUGAGCAAGCUCACACAUGUGAGGUGGAGGAAAGACAACUUCAGUCAAUAAUUGUUGGUCAGAAAGAAAAGUUGGAAAACGCAUGGAAUCAUCUCAUGGAAGAUAGAGUUGGUAUUAUGGGUUUGUAUGGUAUGGGCGGAGUAGGAAAAACAACGCUUCUCACACAACUCAAUAAUAAGUUUGGUGACAUGAGGUGUGGAUUUGAUUUUGUGAUUUGGGUUGUGGUGUCUAAAGUGUUACAAGUAGAAACGAUUCAAAGUGAAAUCGCUCGGAAAGUCGGUCUUGGUGGGGAGGAAUGGAAACAAAAAGAGAAAAGCCAAAAAACUGAUGUUAUAUACAACUUCUUAAGGAAGAAGAGAUUCAUGUUGUUUUUAGAUGACAUAUGGGAGAAGGUGGAUUUAGUUGAGAUUGGAAUCCCGUUUCCAACAACACAAAACCGAUGUAAAGUUGCAUUCACUACCCGUUCCAAGGCUGUUUGUACACACAUGGGCGUCGAAGAACCAAUGGAGGUCAAAUGUUUGUCGGAAAAGGACGCAUUUGAUUUGUUCCAAAAGAAGGUUGGACAAAUCACACUAAGGAGCGAUCCAGGGAUCCUCGAACUUGCAAGAAAAGUUUCAAAAAAAUGUUGUGGCCUGCCAUUGGCACUUAAUGUUGUAGGCGAGGCCAUGUCAUGCAAGAGAACAGUACAAGAAUGGUGUCAUAGUAUAAAUGUUUUGACUUCAUAUACUGUAGAGUUUUCCAGCAUGAAAGAUAAGGUACUUCCACUUUUGAAGUAUAGCUAUGAUAAUCUUGAGGUGGAGCAGGCCAAAAUGUGUUUACUGUAUUGCGCCUUAUUUCCCGAAGAUGAUAGAAUUCCUACAGAGAAAUUGAUAAGCUUAUGGAUAUGCGAAGGGAUUAUAGAUGGAAGUGAAGGUAUAGAAAGAGCUGAGAACAAGGGUUAUGAGAUAAUUGGUAGUCUUAUUCGUGCAUCUUUGUUAACGGAGGUCAAAUGGUAUGGAACACAUAAUAUAUGUAUGCAUGAUGUAGUUGGUGAGAUGGCUUUAUGGAUUGCAUCUGAUUUGGGAACACAAAAAAAUGCUUUCAUUGUGCGGGCAGGUGCUGGGUUAAAUGCAAUGCCAAAGGUCGAGAAUUGGAAUAUUGUAAGAAGAAUGUCACUGAUCAAGAACAAGACUCACCAUCUCGCUGGCAGUCCUGAAUGUCUCAAGCUCACAACUUUACUCCUACAAAAAGCUAAUGUGGCAAAUAUCUCGAGUGAAUUCUUCAAGUCCAUGCCAAGACUAGCUGUUUUGGAUCUAUCAUAUAAUGCAAAUCUGUUUGAACUGCCAGACGGAAUAUCAGAACUAGUUUCCUUGCAAUAUUUAAACUUGUCGUAUACAAGUAUACGUCAGUUGCCCAGAGGUGUGCAAGAGUUGAAAAAGUUAAUUCACUUGGAUUUGGAGGAGACAGAUAACCUUUCAAGUAUUGAUGGGAUAUUAUCAAGUCUGCAUAGCUUGAAAAUAUUGAAUUUAUCUCGUGCUGGAUUUUCAUUGGAUUGCAACGUACUGGAGGAGCUGCAAACUUUGGAAGAUUUAGAAGUUUUAACCAUAGAUAUCAAUCUCCUACAAUGUCUGGAACAAUUUUUGAGCUCUAGUAGAUUGACGUGUGCAACAAGAAAUCUAACGAUCAGGGGUAUGCGUCUCGAAUCAUCUGGAAUCUCACUUCCAAUAUCUAUGGACAAUCUACGUGAAUUAAACAUUGUGUGGUGCAGUAUCUCUGAGAUAAAGAUGGGAACGAUAUGCAUCAAAAGCAAGACAAUUUCUCCUCUGCACAUUCCGAAGACCACAUGCUUCUUGAGCCUCUCUAAGGUGAUUAUAAUGGAUUGCAAAUGCCUGAAGGAGUUGACGUUAUUGAUGUUCGCUCCAAAUCUUAGAAUUCUCUCUGUUCAAAUUGCAAACCAGUUAGAAGAUAUAAUAAACAAAGAUAAAGGUGGCCAAGGCGAAAAAUCAGGGAUUGUUCCAUUUCGAAGGCUGGAAUUUCUUACGCUGGCUCAACUACCAAAGCUGAAGAAUAUCUACUGGAGUCCUCUACCCUUUCCAUAUCUUAAGAGAAUCGAUGUAAUUUCAUGUCCUAAUCUGAAACAGCUUCCACUCAAUUCCCAAAGUGGCAAGUAUGGUGAAGAUGGACUAAUCAUAAGAUACACAGUGAAAGAAUGGAUUGAAACUGUGGAAUGGGAAGACGACGCUACAAAAACUCGCUUCUUCCGUGCCAACCUUGGCGGAUUUGAUCAAGACAUGUCUCACACGAACUAG